AUGUCUGAUAUUACGAGCAACGUCAUUGGAACAAAUAAAGAAAAGGAGUUCGGCAGGUCCGGGAAGUCUCAAUUUUUAUUACCACAGCAAAGCGUUCCAAUUGAACGUUCUCAAUCCGCAGAUCAACCGACACAACGAAACUAUGAAAACAUCCAAGGAACCGUUUUCAGAACAACCUCUAAUACUAAUCUUUUACAUUAUAUGCGGCCCGUUAAGGAAACUAAAUGUAUUUCAUUAAGUUAUGAUCCAGUUUCAAAGACCCAGAUCUUAAACCAUUACGAGAUCGUAAAAGAACUCGGAAAUGGUCAGCAUGGGAAAGUCAAAUUGGCUAAGGACAUACGAGCUAAUCAAUUGGUUGCCAUAAAAAUGGUAAAUAGAUACGAAAAAAAAACCUACUUUGCUGGACCAAAGAGAAAUGAUCCGAAUAAGAUCAAGAAGGAGAUUGCGAUCAUGAAGAAAUGCAAUAACAAACAUGUUGUGAAAUUAAUUGAAAUCUUGGAUGACUUAUCUUCAAGAAAAAUCUAUCUCGUCUUAGAAUAUUGUGAAAAGGGUCCAAUAUUGUGGUGCCCGAGAGACCAACUAGAAAUCGAUUCAAGAGGACCACCUCAGCUGUCUUUCCAACGUGCAAGGGAGAUAUUUAGAGACGUUAUCCUAGGAUUAGAGUACUUACAUAGCCAGGGAAUAAUUCAUCGAGAUAUUAAACCUGCUAAUCUAUUGAUGGAUAAAAAUGGUGUUGUCAAAAUUUCUGAUUUUGGGGUAUCGCUUGCAGCCAAUGGUAAUAUCGAUACCAAUGAUGAUGAGUUAGAAUUAACAAAAACAGUAGGAACACCAGUUUUCUAUGCUCCAGAGAUAUGUCUGGGCGCUGCUGCAAUGGAGCGGUUUAAUCUAGAUAAAGAUGAAUUAUUUAAUGGAUCUUGCAUUUCUUUUAAAAUUGAUAUCUGGGCGUUAGGCAUCACAUUGUACUGUUUGCUAUUUGGAAUGCUACCCUUUGUGUCUGAGUUUGAAUUGAAAUUAUUUGAGAAAAUCGUGAAUGAAAAACUACGGUUCCCAACUUUUGAAACAUUACAAGACAAUCACAUUUCUGAAAUUUCACAUAUUAGAGAAUUCGUUCAUGCUAAAGAUCUCUUAAAUAAAUUGUUAGAAAAAAACCCUGCGAAGAGAAUUUCAAUACCUGAUAUUAAAGUUCAUCCGUUUGUUUGCUGGGACUUUAAACAUACGAAACUACUUUCUGAAGAUCAGCUUGAAUCAAAAUUGAAAGAGAAUUCGUUGUUCCAAAGUAGACAAGAUAAAGAUUUCAAACAGAUACUAAUAUCAAAUAAGGAUAUUAACAGUGCAAUCCUAGAUAUAAACGAAGGAAAUUUUUCUUUUGAGAAUGGAGCUGAUGAUUUAUCGACAAAACCAGUGAGCUUAGAACUUGAUGCUUAUCCAAGCCAAGAAGCGUCUAGAGUUGCUGAACCAGUGCAACAUCACAUAACUGGAAACAAAUUUAACAGUAGCGAAACAGAAACUUCUGAACUUCACACAACUUCUUUUGAAAAACAGCUUCAGGAUUUUGAUCUUAGAUUCAAAAAUAAGAAUAGUAAUAUGGUACCAUUACCAAUAGAUUCAUCAUUUGCUUCUCUUGAUAGCUUCUACGUGGAUAAUUAUGCAAUGACCCAAUUGGAUACUAAUUCUAAUAACAGUUCGAAAGUUGAGAGAUCAAAAAUUCCCUCAAACUCAUCACUUGGAUAUCAAGGACGAUCGAGUAGAACACAAAUGCAACCAUCGAUAACUCCUAGACAAAGAAACAGCUCUUCAUUUCCAAAGACAUCAUCUUCAAGCUCCAAUAAACUACGAGCACAGGAUCAUUCUAGACUGGGAAGAGCCAACCAAAUGGAAAAACAUAUUAUUAGUUGUGACUCGAAUACCGUGAAUUCAUCAUCCGUCAAUAAUGCUGGGAUUUAUUAUGACGACGCUAAGGCUAAGCUCCCUGAUCCUUAUAGGGAUGAUGAAAUAAGUCAUCUCAUGAAAGAUCGCUCCUCUAGAAGAGGUAGCAUAUUCCCUGAUCUUGACUUGCAACAUGAAUCUAGCAGCACUCACUCAUCUACUAGUGAAGCUUCAUCUGAUUCGGAUCAUUCGACUGGUUACGACAUGAUUCCAAAUUACAAAGAUCUUGGAAUGAGAUCCCCCGAUGCUAGCAUCCUAUCAAUACGAAAUCUAACUGAUUUUUCUAAUUCAAUCGGAGUCCUUCAUUCGCAUCUUACAAACGAAAUCAAUGCCACCAAUAAUGGAUAUGAAUACACCGAAGAAGAAAGUGAAGAGGAAUUUGUCUUGAAGACGAGAGCGACUGGUCGUGUUCGUCGCCAGCAUUCCGUUGCUACAAAUGCAACUAGUCAUAAUUCUAAUCAUACCAGAAGUGAAUCCAUAUCAACAUUGACGUCCAACAGAAACAUGACUCCGGAAAUGUCAACCCUUGACAUGUCAAGAACCACAUCUACUAACAUGAACCAUUUUUCUUUAUUUGGCGAUCAAGGAGGAUUAACGCUUUCCCAACCCAAUUCAAAAGCAACCACACAAAUGUCGAGUGCCAGUGAUCUGAAACGUUCCAAUCUUGACAAAUAUAUGGAGCAGAGAAAUGUAUCCGCAGAGGAUUCUCAAAGUAAUUUCAACUCGAGACAUUUGCUAAAAGAUGUACUAGAGCAAGUUGGUACUGAAACAGGGAAUUCAAUACCUCAUAUCGGAAAAACUGAUCAAUUUUCACAUCGGUGA
Naumovozyma castellii is the source of this 2748-nucleotide messenger RNA. It is a transcript of the gene TOS3, whose product is annotated as serine/threonine protein kinase TOS3. The transcript has a single exon. NCBI's taxonomy places the organism in Eukaryota, Fungi, Ascomycota, Saccharomycetes, Saccharomycetales, Saccharomycetaceae. The coding region runs from base 1 to 2748 and encodes 915 amino acids. The record is from RefSeq and is a predicted model, not a curated record.